AUGGCGUUUCUAAUUCUCGUAAUUGGCGACCUGCAUAUACCCGACCGUGCCCUCGAUAUCCCCCCAAAGUUCAAAAAGCUCCUCUCCCCCGGCAAGAUCGGCCAAACCCUCUGCCUCGGCAACCUGACAGACCGCGCGACGUACGAAUACCUCCGCAGCAUCUCCCCUGACCUCAAAAUGGUGCGCGGCCGCACCGACGUCGAAGCGGCCGCGCUCCCACUCACACAGGUCGUCACUCACGGCGCCGUGCGCGUCGGGUUUCUCGAGGGGUUCACACUAGUCAGCGAUGAGCCGGAUGUGCUGCUGGCGGAAGCGCACCGGCUGGAUGUGGACGUGCUGUGCUGGAGUGGUGGGACACAUCGGUUUGAGUGCUUUGAGUAUAUGGAUAAGUUCUUCGUCAACCCUGGAAGUGCGACGGGGGCGUUCACGACGGAUUGGGUGGCAGGUGGAAGCUCAGGGGAGGUGAAGGGGGAUGCGGAGGAGGUGGUACCCAGCUUUUGUCUGAUGGAUGUACAAGGGAUCUCGCUGACGCUCUACGUCUACCAAUUGAGGAAAGGAGAGAACGGAUCAGAGAAUGUGGCGGUCGAGAAGGUCACCUAUACCAAGCCGGUCGAGCCGACGGGAGCGCCAUAA
Molecule: messenger RNA, 633 nt
Organism: Dichotomopilus funicola
Lineage: Eukaryota; Fungi; Ascomycota; Sordariomycetes; Sordariales; Chaetomiaceae
Product: Metallo-dependent phosphatase-like protein
Exons: 3
Coding region: 1-633 (210 amino acids)
Biological process (GO): retrograde transport, endosome to Golgi; intracellular protein transport
Cellular component (GO): endosome; retromer complex
Source: RefSeq, a predicted model, not a curated record